UUUAAGGAUCGUAGUUUUAAUGUUAAGCGAAUUUUCGAAAUCUAAUGAAGGAAAAUGUUAUUUAUGUUUUUAUACAUUAAGUGAAACUAUCGCGGUAAAGGCAACGGAAAAAAUAAGAAAUGCACCUUGCAUCGAUGACAACAAGUUUUAUCGAAAUCCUAACACACCUGCUUACAACGUUUGGUCUCCCUCCGAAUGUGCGAAAUAUUAUUUGUGUUUAGACAACGAAGUGUUCGAAUUCAAAUGCUCUCAGGGAUUACUUUUUGAUGUGACGAGACAAAUAUGCGAUUACAAAGUGAACGUUGAUAAUUGCGAUGUAACAAUAGAGCCGCAAUCGCCAAAACCUUUGCUAGAAAAUGGCAAAUGCGAUGAGAAAAGUUUAGCUUGCGGUGAUGGGACGUGUAUUCCGGCUUUGUACUUUUGUGACGGAAGUAUCGAUUGUCCUGAUGGAUCUGACGAAAGUUGGUGCGAUAUGCGAAAUGAUCCAAGAGCUGCUCCUGCAUGUAAUGAAACCAAAUGUCAAUUACCAGAUUGUUGGUGCUCAAAAGAUGGUACACGCGUGCCAGGAAAUUUAUCAACUUCCGUUAUUCCACAAAUGAUUACAAUUACUUUCAGUGAUGCUAUCAAUGCUGAGAAUUUUGAUCUCUUUGCAAAGAUAUUUUCGAACGAUAAAAGGAAUCCAAAUGGUUGUUCCAUUCGUGGAACAUUUUAUGUUAGUCAUCAAUUUACUAAUUACAGAGAUGUACAAUAUUUGUGGAAUAAAGGUCAUGAAAUUGCAGUACAUUCCAUUACUCAUCGUGGACCAGAAGAAUGGUGGUCACGAAAUGCAACAGUCGAAGAUUGGUUUGAUGAAAUGGUUGGAGUAGCAAAUAUUAUUAACAAAUAUGCUGCUGUAAGGAUAGAGGAUAUUAAAGGAUUACGAGCACCUUUUUUACAAGUGGGAUGGAACCGUCAAUUUUUAAUGAUGUUGGAAUUCGGAUUCGUAUACGAUUCAUCCAUAAUUGUUCCAUUUUUAGAUACGCCAUUAUGGCCUUAUACUCUCGAUUACAAAAUAUCGCACGCGUGCGUACAAUCGGAUCAGUUUUGUCCCACGCGUGUUUAUCCUGGUAUAUGGGAACUUCCAUUAAACCAAUUUGUAGCAGGUGAAUACACUUGCGCAACCAUGAAUUCCUGUCCAUCUAAUUUAUCACUUAAUGAAGUUUACGAAAUGUUAAUGUUUAAUUUCAAGAGACAUUAUCAUAGCAAUCGUGCUCCUAUGGGUCUUCAUUUUCAUACGUCGUGGUUCCAAACUUCAACAUAUUAUCAUGCAUUUAAUAAAUUUUUGGAAGAUGUACUUCGACUACCCGAUGUGUAUUUCGUAACGAGUCACCAAGUUAUAAAAUGGAUGCGUUCCCCGACACCUCUAGAUCAACUUCAUAAAUUUGAGUCAUGGCAAUGCAAUGAGCGUCAAUUUGAAAAAUUUGAAAUUGCAUGCGAUGUACCUACGACUUGUUCCCUUCCUAGUAAAAUAUUGAAGUCUUACAGAGAUUUAUAUACAUGUUUUGAAUGUCCAAAAGAAUAUCCAUGGUUAAGAAAUGAAUUUGGACAAGAUUAAACGUAUUCGAGUAUACAGGAUAUUUGAGGUUUUUCCAGGCAAACGGUGUUAGCGUACGAAAAUAAAAAAAAAAAUGUUAUAUAAUCAUAGACCAUUGAAAAAGUUAAUUCAUAGGCUUCAUUCAAAAGUUAUGACAUCGAUUGUUAGAAAAAAUCUCAGACAUCCUGUAUAUAAUAAUACAUAUCGUAUCGUUUGACAUAUUUUGGAAAGUUUUCGUUUAAUAUAAU
Molecule: messenger RNA, 1821 nt
Organism: Polistes canadensis
Lineage: Eukaryota; Metazoa; Arthropoda; Insecta; Hymenoptera; Vespidae
Gene: ChLD3
Exons: 10
Coding region: 20-1594 (524 amino acids)
Biological process (GO): carbohydrate metabolic process
Cellular component (GO): extracellular region
Molecular function (GO): protein binding; chitin binding
Source: RefSeq, a predicted model, not a curated record